UAGCCAAUAGCCUGGUCUCAUUCUGCUCUAGACGUACUGCUGGCAUAUAUGUAUAUAAAACCCUUUCGAAGCCUGGAUCCCUUUUACAUUCGGGCCUUGGCAUCCUUUCCUCUGCCAGCACUCCUAUUGCAUUCCAUUGCUCUGUGCCUGACUGCAAAAUUUUGCUUCAGCCAUGUCACACACUGCUGUACAAGGAAGUAUGGGUAGUCGCUAUGCCACAGGAAAGAGCUCCCACAGAAUAUAUCUGUUUGAGUAUGAGAAUUUCCAAGGGCGCAUGAUGGAGCUGAGUGGAGAGUGUCGUAACAUCUGUGACAAGGGUUUCAAUCGUGUGGGCUCCAUCAGAGUGGAGUGUGGGCCAUGGGUAGGUUUUGAACAACAGGAUAUGACCGGUGAGAUGUUCAUGCUUGAGAGGGGCGAAUACCCACGCUGGGACACUUGGUCCAACAGCUACCGUUGUGAUCGUCUCAUGUCUGUCCGGCCCGUUAGAAUGGACCCACAGGACCAUAGGAUCUGCCUGUAUGAAUGCAUGAACUUUGAUGGUCGUAAGAUGGAGGUUUCUGAUGAGGACAUCCCAAGUUUGUGGUGCUACGGCUUCCAGGACAGAGUCGCCAGCAUUCAAGUAAAUGGUGGAACGUGGGUUGGAUAUCAGUAUCCAGGCUACCGUGGAUAUCAGUACCUGUUUGAAUUUGGAUCCUACAAACACUGGAAUGAAUGGGGCGCACAUCACCCCCAGAUCCAGUCUGUGCGAAGAGUAAGGGACAUGCACACGCAUCCCAGAGGCUGCUUCGAGAUGGCAUAAGGAACGACAAACAGCAUGGACAGGUG
Messenger RNA from Carassius auratus (goldfish), 825 nucleotides. RefSeq names its product crystallin, beta B1, like 3 (gene crybb1l3). The transcript is spliced from 6 exons. The record is from RefSeq and is a predicted model, not a curated record. Bases 173 to 799 code for a protein of 208 amino acids. Gene Ontology annotation, biological process: visual perception; lens development in camera-type eye. Gene Ontology annotation, molecular function: structural constituent of eye lens. NCBI's taxonomy places the organism in Eukaryota, Metazoa, Chordata, Actinopteri, Cypriniformes, Cyprinidae.